Molecule: messenger RNA, 2330 nt
Organism: Brachypodium distachyon (stiff brome)
Lineage: Eukaryota; Viridiplantae; Streptophyta; Magnoliopsida; Poales; Poaceae
Product: MLO-like protein 9
Exons: 15
Coding region: 373-2058 (561 amino acids)
Biological process (GO): defense response
Cellular component (GO): membrane
Source: RefSeq, a predicted model, not a curated record
GAAACCGAGUAAUAAGUUGUGUACUGCACACCACAACAAUUUCGUCAGUUUCAGUUUUCCUGUCAGGUCCUACAAAAUAUUCACCGGGUCAAAAAGGCUGGAGAUCUGAAAGAGGUCUGAAAAUACAUUUGCCUGCUGACUAGGUUUCCUCUCGAAGCCUUUGCUUUCUGACGGUGGUCGUUUGAACUUUUGCCCCUCACAUAAAAAACGCACCUUCUCUUGACUCUUGUCCUUGCCGAAGUUAUAUCAGUGUAGCGGCCGCCGUCCCCCCAUCUGCUCUGCCACUGCCAGUAACACGCUUCACUGCAGGACCAUUAACGCCGCCUGCAAGCACAGCCGCCGGACCCGGAAGAGAUCGACGAAGGCGGAGAGAUGGGCGGCGGCGAAGGCGGGGAUGGGACGCGAGCGCUGGACCAGACGCCGACGUGGGCCGUGGCCGCCGUCUGCGCCGUCAUCGUCGCCGCCUCCAUCCUCCUCGAGGGCAUCCUCCACCACCUCGGCCAGUGGUUCAGUAAGAGGAAGAAGAAGGCGCUGUUCGACGCCCUGGAGAAGGUUAAAUCCGAGCUCAUGACUCUGGGGUUCAUCUCGCUGCUGCUGACUGUCACGGCGAGGUACAUAUCGCGCAUCUGCAUCCCGGAGGGAGCCGCGGACACCAUGCUGCCCUGCCCGAAGAUUUCGCGGCAUGGAGAGCAGAAAGGACACGGCCGACGGCACCUGUCUGAAGAACCGAACAACUUCUCAUGCCCCAAAGGUAUGGUAUCGCUUGUUUCUGCCGAUGGUCUACACCAGCUGCAUAUCUUUGUGUUUUUCUUGGCCCUCUUCCAUGUGGCGUUCAGUGCUAUUACAAUGUCCCUGGGUAGAGCAAAGACGCGUAUAUGGAAGGAGUGGGAAAAGGAUACUUGCUCCCUUACCUAUGAAUUUUCAUCUGAUCCGUCAAAGUUCAGGCUUACUCAUCAGACAUCUUUUGUGCGGCAGCAUGCAAGCUGUUGGAGCAAAAGCACAAUUAUGCUCUAUUUUGUGAGCUUCUUUAGGCAGUUUUUCAGAUCCGUUCGCAGGACAGACUAUAUGACUUUGCGGCAUGGAUUUAUUUCUGCUCAUUUAUCCCCAGGGACUAGGUUCAAUUUUCGAAAGUACAUCAAGAGGUCUUUGGAGGAUGAUUUCAAGACAGUUGUUGGAAUUAGUCCACCUUUAUGGGCUUCUGCUCUGGCUGUCAUGCUCUUCAAUGUUCACGGAUGGCACAACUUGUUCUGGUUCUCCACAAUUCCCCUUGUAGUGAUUUUAGCUGUUGGAACAAAGCUUCAGGCUAUAAUUGCAAGGAUGGCUGUUGAAAUUACAGAGAGGCAUACAGUCAUUCAAGGAAUGCCAGUGGUGAAACUCAGUGACGAACAUUUCUGGUUCGGAAAACCUCAUAUGGUGCUUCAUCUUAUCCAUUUUGCAUUAUUCCAGAAUGCAUUUGAAAUCACCUACUUCUUCUGGAUUUGGUAUGAAUUCGGGUUGAGGUCCUGCUUCCAUGACAACUUUGAGCUUAUCAUUGCAAGAGUCUGCCUUGGGGCUAUAGUCCAGUUUGUCUGCAGCUAUAUCACACUUCCACUCCAUGCCCUUGUAUCUCAGAUGGGAUCGCAGAUGAAGCGAACAAUCUUCGACGAGCAGACGGCGAAGGCCCUGAAGAAAUGGCACAAGGCGGUGGUGAAGAAGAAGCAACAACAGCAGAAGGAGUCAUCACAUUCACACGAACCCUCAGAGACGCACAGCACGGGCGCAUCCGAGGUGAGCCACCAGUUCGUUGAGGUGGUGCCAGUGUCCGUGCACCGGCACCUCCACCGUUACAAGACCAUAGCUCACGUCGGUGGCGCCACAACGAGGGCAUUCUCAGACUCCGACUACUCCGACACGGACGCCGAGGCGACACAGACGAGGUACCUGAUCCCGCCAACGAAGCAGCGGAGCCUGGACUCGGAGGUGCGCGUGGAUGUGGAGGUUGCGGGAACGGCUACGGAGCACCAUGACAGCUUCUCCUUCCAGAGGCUGCCGCCUGCUCAGAAAUCGCCGGAUAAAUGAUCAAACGACAUCGGUGGUGCUUAGUGUUAGUUAGCACUAACUGGAGUAUAUGAGAAUGUGUUUUAGAUUAGAAGAUCAGUCAGUAGGGAACUUCAGAAGGUCGAACAAAACGCAUGUUUUGACCAUUGACUCAGGUGCCUUCUGGAGCAAGGGGAAGUCACAGGAAUUUUCCACGAAAUAGCUCCGUUCGUCGAUUAGGGUAAGUAAUUUUACGCCCUGUAGGCGUGCAGCAAUUCUUAGUUCCAUCCCCUCUAAGCAAAGUUUCUUCGUGA